GCAGAUGCGAUUGAAGCUCUGCCAGACAUUUUUGCUCUGGAGCCCUGUGAAGAGAGGGUUUCACAAAUCAUACUCCCAUGGAUAUCCCCUUAUCCCAAUGGUGAUAGAACAGACAGGAAGAGGAGAACGGGCAUAUGACAUCUACUCCAGGCUUCUGAAAGAGCGUAUUAUCUGUCUAAUGGGACCAGUGACUGAUGAGAUGUCAAGUGUUGUAGUUGCCCAGCUCCUGUUCCUGCAGAGUGAGAGCAAUAAGAAACCUGUCCAUUUGUACAUCAAUAGCCCAGGUGGAAGCGUAACGGCUGGGUUGGGAAUUUACGACACAAUGCAGUACAUUUUGCCUCCAAUAGCAACAUGGUGUGUUGGGCAAGCAUGCAGCAUGGCAAGUCUUCUUCUGGCAUCUGGGACCCCUGGAAUGCGCCAUUCCCUUCCCAACGCACGGAUCAUGGUCCAUCAGCCUCGAGGGCAAGCAGUUGGUCAAGCUAGUGAUAUUCAGAUUCAGGCAGAGGAGAUCUUGAAGAUGAAACAGCAACUAAACAAGCUCUACUGCAAGCAUACUGGUCAACAAUAUGCUGCAAUUGAGAAGGCAAUGGAUCGGGAUUAUUUCAUGUCUCCUGAAGAGGCCAAGAAUUUUGGCCUCAUUGACAAGAUCCUAGAACAUCCUCCUGACCCUGGAACAGAAGAGGGAGGUGCUAAUCCAGAAAAAUCUACGUCAACAUUGACACAAGCCUCAUGACCCUAACUUCAAGUCAUGCAAAUAUAAUCUCCUGCUAUGUUUUGUCAUGGUUUCAAAAAUACAUUGCUGUUUGUUUCUGCA
This is a messenger RNA of Darwinula stevensoni, 814 nucleotides long. The record is from the annotation of a GenBank genome assembly. NCBI's taxonomy places the organism in Eukaryota, Metazoa, Arthropoda, Ostracoda, Podocopida, Darwinulidae.